This is a messenger RNA of Colletotrichum godetiae, 2184 nucleotides long. RefSeq names its product fungal-specific transcription factor domain-containing protein. Lineage: Eukaryota; Fungi; Ascomycota; Sordariomycetes; Glomerellales; Glomerellaceae. Gene Ontology annotation, molecular function: zinc ion binding; DNA-binding transcription factor activity, RNA polymerase II-specific; DNA binding. Bases 322 to 1977 code for a protein of 551 amino acids. Gene Ontology annotation, cellular component: nucleus. Gene Ontology annotation, biological process: DNA-templated transcription; regulation of DNA-templated transcription. The transcript has 4 exons. The record is from RefSeq and is a predicted model, not a curated record.
GAUCAGAUGUCCAGGGCAAGGUUUGAGCGACUUUUCCGCACGUUUCCCGCCGCCUUUUCCCGAUCUGUGGUAGACCGCCCGGCAGGGGGAGACUUCUUGAGCCCUUGGGGUCCCCGUCGAACCAACUCAGCCAGGUAACCACUGCGUGGUGGAAUACAAUCCUAGUCAUCUUUGAAAGAAAUCGGCAUUCUCUAUUGCGCUUCUUGCAGUUGCUGCUUGCAAUCGCCCCAUCUUGUCUGCUUCUUUUCGGGCUGCGGACAAGGCCACAACAUAUACGCAAACAGGGCGGUGUUCAGUCCGAGGGAAUUGUGCCACGCCAGCAUGCGGAAACCUUCGGCUUGUGCUGCGUGUCGGGCCCGCAGGCGCAAGUGCCAAACUCGCGACGGUCUCAUCGACUGCAUUUACUGCAAUGAGAGGGGCAUCAAGUGCGAUCAAAGACCUCCCGAGGGAGGUUACUAUGAGCAACGAGAGAACCAACGUAAAGAACGCCUGGUAGAAGAGCGGAACACAUCCAUACAGCAGCGAGGUAGCUACCACGCAGCCGGAAGUGCAUCAUCUGCAUCUCAAACCGGUGACUGGUGCACCCGUUGUGAGACCACUGCACAUGCCGCCGCACUGCCUAGUCUGCCGGUCCGGCUGGACCUUGUGAGACUCUACUUUGACUACAUCCAUGACCAGUUCCAUUCUCUCUUCCAUCGACCGAGUUUCAUCGAGGAUGCACUCGGCGACCGAGUGCAUCACGGCAUCCUCUUUGGUAUCUGCGCGUUAUCCGCGAGAUUCUCAACCGAUCCAGAGUUUGCAGAUGUCGAUCCUCGAGAUAGGAGCCACGCGUAUAUACGAGCCGCAGAGGGACUUCUAAACCUCCGCGAUGUAUCUCUGCCGACGAUACAACUCUGCGUGUUGAUAGGAGCCGCCCUGACUGCCAAUGGCGAUGGAGAAUCCGAGAACAUCUACUACGGCGUCGCAUGCCGCAUGGCGCAGCUACUGGACCUGCCGGGGAGACCGGGUACCAAUCUACUGGAACGAGAGAUCAACAUACGGGUCUGGUGGUCGCUCUGCAUGAUCGACGUGUGGUCCUCCACCGCGGUGAAGUUGCCCAAGCUUCUCCCGGCGAGAUCCGAUAUCCCCUUGCCAAUGGACGAUCUGCCAUUUCUCUCGUUGAGCCGCAGCGGAGCCGGUGUUACGGGUAUGACGUCGGCUGCUCAGAGCUCCCAGCUGCUUUCUCAGAUGGUGAGGCUCAACAGGAUCUUGUUAGACGUCAACGACUUCAAUCAGCGUUGCGUUGCGGAUAAUCCUACCUGGGACGCCCUCGAGCAAGGUGUCGAAUCUCUGAGCAUGAGAAUGGAGGACUGGCUCGCUGCACUCCCGGCGAAUAUGCGUGAUACCCCCGAAAACUUUGCCUGGUUUGCAGCUCGCGGUCAGGGUCGGACGUUUGCGGCCGUUUACCUGGGCUAUUACCACUUUGGCCAGCUUCUCUAUUACCAGUUCCUCUAUGGCGCGGCGACUACGACAGCCAUCAACCCCACUGCCUCGGCCUCUGUCGCGAGGAGAGACUUGUACGCGAAGCGCUGCAAGGAACACGCGGCGCGAUUAUGUGACAUGGUCUACCGCGCUCAAACGACGCCCGGGUCGGAUGUGCGGUACACCAUGACGGCGCAUGUGUUAGUCAUCGCAUCGACGGUACAGAUUCACACACUGCUCUUCAGUGGGGAUGAAGCGGAUAUCAGUGUAGCUCGAAGGCGAUUGGAGAGGAACUUUGAGUUGCUGAUGCAGUUACGGUGUUACUGGCCGACGACUGAUCGGGCCAUCAGUCGUCUGAGAGCAUUCCAUCAGACGGCACGCACGAGCAUCGACACAAGUUUUGUGCUGGACCGUUGGAUGCUGAGGUUCCUGGUCGAGUUUGCGGAGCCAAUGGAAGAAAAGGAACGCGGGGACGGGGAGGAGAUGGAGUCGUUGUGGAUGGAGGGGCCCCGUUGAGGGGAGCCGGACCUGUUUGGUGAAGCUGGGGAACCGCUUCCGGAGUCUUGGCCCGUUGAUGGAUUGCAAACAUGUGCAUGCGAUGGAUUUGAAGAGUGUAUUCACUGUAACAUGUGACAUGCUGCCAACCCGUGAAGCCGCUCAUAUUCGUGACAGGGGUCAACUCACGAUGUUCUGACUCCGAGAAAUACACCGUUCAACCAACAC